AUGACAUUGAUGCCAACCACACAAACUCCAACUGCUAGCCCAAGGCAAGCCUGUGAACCUGUAGUGCAGCUAUACAGUGAAAAUUUUGAAAGUACAGGAUCUGAGCAAGGCUGGGUUGACGGUUCCAUCGAUUAUGGUGCCGCUGUUUCGCACUUCCUGGGCCGGUUAGGAACUGGACACGAGGAAGUAUCAAGGUCUUUCCUCAUUCCUUCAUCACCUGGGACAGGAUCAGUUGACGCACAUGCUGUGACGCUUCAGUUCAUUUUGUAUCAGAUUGAUGAUUGGACACCGGAUGACAAAGCCUAUGCUAUCAUCAAUGGAAUCUACGUUGAUCUUGGACAGAUGUCUGCAACCAGUUUUAGUGGACCAUUGUCCGGAUUCCAAAAUGGAAUUUCUUGGCAGCGUGAAACUAUCCUACAGGGAAGCAACUUCGAUGGUAAAUCACAGCUGGACAAGAAACAUGCAGUGCUGCUCACCGUCCCUGCCAGCUUCUUCAACAACAGUACGAUUACUGUAGCAUUCAGGGUUGAAACAACUGAAGAUAUUGACAACGAAAGUGCUGGAAUUGAUAAUAUCGUUGUUAGUGCACAAUAUGACUGUGAAACCAUGAGUCCAUCAGUUGCCCCAAGCACUGCAAGUCCCAGCUAUGAAUGUGUGCUAGAGGUGGGACUGGACAACCAAGACUACACUGUGGAUGCCCCAGAGAGUGAUUUGGCAUCAUUGUAUGCACCAAACUUCUCUCAGUUCCUUGGUCUGCUUGGCUCUGGAAGCAACAACAUGGGUGUUUCCAUUACCAUCCCUCCAAGCACUGGAGAAGCCAUGAAUGCUGACUUGCUCAGCAUUGAAUUCAACCUGUACCAGAUUGAUGAAUGGAAUCCUCAAGACAAGAUCUUUUUGCAGAUUGGCGACAUUGAGAUUGAUCUUGGUGAGAUGGAUGCCACGAGCGUCAGUGAACCCCUUGAUGGCUAUGAGGGUGGCAUCACUUGGCACCGUGACACUGUCACACAGUGUGUCAAUCUUGACUUUGGAGAUCAAAUGGAUAAGAAGCAUGCUGUAGAGCUGACAAUCCCUUCCAGCCUGUUCCCAGACAACAAGCUGGACAUUGGUUUCCGUGUUGAGACAAGUCUGGACCUUGGUUCUGAGAGUGCGGUGGUGGAUGAACUUCGAGUCACUGCUCACUAUGACUGUGAAACCUCAGGACCAGUAUCGACCUUGGCUCCUUCGGCCCCAAGCCCAACUACCUUGGCCCCCAAUGGAAUUCCCACAACCAGCAGCCCCACAACUCCAGCACCAACCAUGCUGCCCAGAUGUGCACCAACAGCUGCACCAACAUCUAUUGAACCAACUUCAGAAGCUCCAUCUACUCUCAGCCCAUCUUUGACCACUGUUGCUCCCACUGGUCCCCCAACUGGUACUCCUACCUCUGCACCAACAACAGUCAGCCCAACUGUUGCUAGUGGGCACCCCAGUUCAUCACCAACAACUGGGAUUCCAACAGCUGCUCCAACCACCCUACCGACAGGUCCCCCUGUAGCAUAUCCAACUUCCAACUGGCACCCCAACUGGAGUGCCAACCAAGACUCCAACUGA
This is a messenger RNA of Seminavis robusta, 1590 nucleotides long. NCBI's taxonomy places the organism in Eukaryota, Bacillariophyta, Bacillariophyceae, Naviculales, Naviculaceae. The record is from the annotation of a GenBank genome assembly.